Tigriopus californicus is the source of this 1815-nucleotide messenger RNA. RefSeq names its product UDP-N-acetylhexosamine pyrophosphorylase-like (gene mmy). The coding region runs from base 169 to 1707 and encodes 512 amino acids. The record is from RefSeq and is a predicted model, not a curated record. Gene Ontology annotation, molecular function: UDP-N-acetylglucosamine diphosphorylase activity. The transcript has 2 exons. NCBI's taxonomy places the organism in Eukaryota, Metazoa, Arthropoda, Copepoda, Harpacticoida, Harpacticidae. Gene Ontology annotation, biological process: UDP-N-acetylglucosamine biosynthetic process.
UUUUUCCUGCCUUUAUCUCUUGGGGACUGAAUUCUGCGCGGCAGAGGAGAGUCAUGAAGAAAAAGCUAAAUUGAGUGCGAACACAGAUUGAUUCCUCAUUCAAGCGAAGGUAAUCAAGAAGACUUAGCGCUUGAUCAAUCAUCUAUUGUUCCCAAGACUGUCAUCGUCAUGGAUCUCCAAACCAUCCGGAAGAAGUUGGCUUCCAAAGACCAAGAGCAUCUUUUGGCCUAUUGGGAUGAGCUCAACGAGUCCGAGCAAAAAGAAUUCAAGACCACCCUGGCCAAACUGACCGAGGAAUUGGAUGAGGAUAUGGAAUUCUUCGAACGAACCGUGAUUGCCCAAGAUGAGAAAUGUGACAAGCUCGACGACAUGAUGUCGCCGUUGGACGAGAACCAAUGUGGAUCCGUCAACAACGUGUCCGACGAGGAGAAGGCCGAGUUCAACCGAUUGACCUUCGAAAGCAUCUCUAAGAGUGAAGUGGGUAUCAUCUUACUGGCUGGAGGACAAGGCACCCGUUUGGGCGUCAGCUAUCCCAAAGGCAUGUACAAGGUGGGUCUUAAGUCCGAGAAGAGCUUGUUCCAAUUGCAAGCGGAACGCAUCUUGAAAUUGGAGCUCUUAGCCAAGGAAAAGACGGGCAAACGAGGCGCAAUCACGUGGUACAUCAUGACUUCGGCUAGCACCAUCAAACCUACCAAAGACUUCUUUGCGGCGAGUAACUACUUUGGUUUGAACCAAAGCAACAUUGUGUUCUUUCAACAAGGCACCCUUCCUUGCUUCACAUUUGGUGGCCACAUCAUUCUGGGUGGAAAGAAGGAUAUUGCUCGGGCUCCUGACGGCAAUGGAGGAUUAUAUCGGGCUCUGCGUCAUGAGAAGAUCAUCGAUGAUAUGAAAAGUAGAGGUGUCAAAUACAUCAACCUCUACUGCGUGGACAACAUCCUGGUUCAAGUGGGUGACCCUCUCUUCAUGGGUUAUUGUAUCCACAAACAAGCCGAUUGUGCCAAUAAGGUGGUGGGAAAGAGCUAUCCCACAGAAUCGGUGGGAAUCACAUGCAAGGUGAACGGCAAACCUCAGGUGGUUGAAUACUCCGAAAUUACCAUUGCCUCAUGCGAGAAGACCAAUCCAGAUGGAUCUUUGGUUUACUCAGCGGCCAACGUCUGUAUUCAUUUCUUCACCCGAGCAUUCCUCGAGGAGGUCGUGUACAAACACGAGCCCAAGUUGGUUCACCAUAUGGCCAAGAAGAAGAUACCUUUUAUGGAUGUGAAGCAUACUCGAGAGUUGGUCAAGCCUGCCAACCCGAAUGGCAUUAAGAUGGAAAAGUUCGUGUUCGAUGUGUUCCAAUUCGCCAACAACUUUGUGAUUUGGGAGUGCUUGCGCGAGGAAGAGUUUGCUCCCUUGAAGAACGCCGAAGGAGCAAAAGAUUCCACCCCAAGCUAUUGCCGGAACGCUCUCUUUGCCCGGUGUCAAAAAUGGGCUAUGGCUGCAGGAGCCACAUUUGUGGAUAAAGAUGGCAAGAAGCUGCCUCUGAUGAUCAACCCCGCUGCUCCCAAGGAGAGCAACAACAAUAACAACAACAAGACCUCGGGUGUGUCCCCCGACUUCGUGGCUGAGGUCGAGAUCUCGCCUCUUGUGAGCUUCGCCGGAGAAGGCCUCGAAAAGCUCGUGUCAGGGAAGACUUUCCAAGUUCCAUGCCAUGAGAUCGGUCUUUAGAAUUGGGCCCUAGAUUUCUUGUGAUAUAAUACCGUAAUACUGUACUGUACCUAAUGAGAUGUCAACAGUUCCCCGAAAAGAUCAAAAAAUGCCUCCUCCUCUGUAAAA